Messenger RNA from Monopterus albus (swamp eel), 4345 nucleotides. RefSeq names its product anoctamin-1-like. Gene Ontology annotation, cellular component: plasma membrane. The transcript is spliced from 25 exons. Gene Ontology annotation, molecular function: protein dimerization activity; intracellularly calcium-gated chloride channel activity. The record is from RefSeq and is a predicted model, not a curated record. Lineage: Eukaryota; Metazoa; Chordata; Actinopteri; Synbranchiformes; Synbranchidae. Bases 210 to 3134 code for a protein of 974 amino acids. Gene Ontology annotation, biological process: chloride transmembrane transport.
AGAGAGAGACGUCAACACCACAGAGAAGUGGCAAGUCAGAUGAAAAUAAGAGGAGGGGCCCUUAAUGCCAGACCCAGUCACAAAUCGAGGCAUUUCAAACAGGAGAGACAGAUAUAGAGAGAAUAAGAGCAAAAACUGGAUUAUUCUGUUUGCAAACAACUCUCCACCAUACCAGUUUAUCUCUGCUUUCAACGUGCCGGGACCAGAGAAUGACAGAGGAAGCAGAAGCAGGAGUCAACCCAUCGUCAGCCUCUGGGUCUGAGUCACAGGCUCCACAUUUUCUACAAGAUGUCAUCUUCCAUGGCAAGUUUAAGUUGCUGAAGGCUCUAACUCCAGAGGAAAACACUCACUGUCAAGAUGGCCUCUACUUCCAGGAUGGUCAGCGGCGUGUCGACUAUGUCCUUACCUACCAUGUGAAAAAGCCAGGAGGGGGCCGCUCUAGUCGACCACCAGUGUCCUUGCUGACCGAAAACGCUGUUGCCCGCAGUCUACGCCGUGGCCCCAAGAAACGUGACCAACAUCUUCAACAUCAGCAAGCACAAAAGACAAGAGACUCAUCAUCUCCGCCAUUAUCACAGGUAGCUGAUGUGGAGCUGGGUUGUCCUGAAGAGACCUACAACAACCAGGAGGACCACAAGGCCUUCAGGAGGGAGGAGUUUGAAGGGAACCUGAGAGAUACAGGGCUGGAGCUGGAGAAAGACGAAGACGCCAAGAUUCCAGGGGUGGGCUUUUUGAAGAUUCAUGCUCCCUGGAAUGUUCUUUGUCGAGAGGCUGAAUUCAUGAAGCUAAAGAUGCCCACUAAGAAGGUGUUUGAAAUCAAGAAUUCAAGCGGUGUUACGGAGAAGAUCAGCUCUCUGGUCAGUAAAGUUCUGGAGCCACUCCACCCUCAAGUUGAGGAACAUCAACCCAAGAACAUCAAACAUCUGUCACACACUUUCUGCAGAGAAAAACAACACCUGUUUGACCUCUCAGACAAAGAUUACUUCUUUGACAGCAAAACCAGGAGUUCAAUAGUUUUUGAAAUACUAAAAAGAACAAAGUGCAAGGCCAAGUACAGCAUGGCAGGUUUCACCAGCCUUCUUGGUAGUGGUGUCUAUACAGCAGCUUACCCUCUCCAUGAUGGAGAUAUUAAUGAGGAGAAUGCAGAGCCCAAUGACAGGAAGCUUUUAUAUGAAGAGUGGGCCAACUACAGUGUCUUCUACAAGUACCAGCCAAUUGGACAUGUGCGGAAGUAUUUUGGUGAGAAGAUUGGUCUGUACUUUGCCUGGUUGGGUCUGUAUACCCAGAUGCUGAUUCCUGCCUCUCUAGUGGGGGUCAUUGUCUUUCUUUAUGGAUGUGCAACAGUUGAUGACAACAUACCAAGCAUGGAGAUCUGCCACCCAAAGAACAACAUCACCAUGUGCCCCUUGUGUGACAGAGUGUGCAGCUACUGGAAACUUAGUACUGCCUGUGGAACCGCUCGGGCCAGCCACCUGUUCGACAACCCUGCCACUGUUUUCUUCUCUAUAUUCAUGGCUUUGUGGGCUGCCAUGUUCAUGGAGCAUUGGAAGAGGAGGCAAAUGAGACUGAACUAUGAAUGGGACCUGACUGGGUUUGAAGACGAGGAGGAAGCGCUCAAGGACCACCACAGGGCCGAGUAUGAAUUUAGAGUCAUGCAGAAGUUUAUGAAAAAAGAUAAAAAAUCACAACACAAGAUGGAAAAGCUCAGUUGUCGAGACCGUUUCCCUGCCUACAUGACUAACAUUGUUAUGAUUCUGUUAAUGAUUGGUGUUACAUUUGCCAUUGUGUUUGGUGUGAUGCUUUACCGGAUCUCCACCAAUGCCGCGCUUUAUAUGAGCUCCAAUCCAGUCACACGGAACAAUGCACAGCUGACGGUCAAAACCACUGCAGCCAUCAUUAACCUGGUGGUCAUCCUCAUACUGGACGAGGUGUACGGAGCUGUGGCACGAUGGCUCACUGUGUUAGAGGUUCCUAAAACAGACAAGAGUUUUGAGGAACGACUCAUCUUCAAAACCUUCAUUCUCAAGUUUUUCAAUGCUUUCACCCCCAUCAUCUACAUUGCAUUCUUCAGGGGAAGACUGGUGGGCAGACCAGGCAGCUACCUGUAUGUGUUUGAUUUCUACAGAAUGGAAGAGUGUGCCCAUGGAGGCUGUCUGAUGGAGCUCUGUAUCCAGCUGAGUAUCACCAUGUUGGGAAAGCAGCUCAUUCAGAACAACCUUUUUGAGAUCGGAAUACCCAAGCUGAAGAAGCUCAUUCGUUACAUUCGGUCAAAGCAAGGUGCUUUUCAAGAAGAUGAGAGACAGAAGAAGCUGCAGAGAUAUGAGACCGACCACUUUCUGGAACCGUUUGUUGGAUUAACGCCUGAGUAUAUGGAAAUGAUCAUCCAGUUUGGUUUUGUUACAUUGUUCGUGGCAUCCUUCCCCCUGGCUCCGCUCUUUGCUCUGCUCAACAACAUCAUUGAAAUACGACUUGAUGCCAAGAAAUUUGUGACUGAGUUGAGAAGACCAGUGGCAGCAAGAGCCAAAGACAUUGGUAUAUGGUACAACAUUCUCAGAGGGGUAGCAAAAGUGGCCGUCAUCAUUAAUGCAUUUGUCAUCUCCUUCACCUCAGACUUCAUCCCUCGGAUGGUCUACCAGUACAUGUACAGCCCUGAUGGCUCCAUGCAUGGAUUUGUCAACCAUACACUGUCCUAUUUUAAUGUCAGCCACUUCCAGGAUGGCAAAGAAACCAUGGAUCCAGAAUACCUUGGCUACCAUGUUGAGAUUUGCAGGUAUAAGGACUACAGAGAACCUCCUUGGUCAGACACUCCAUAUGAGAUCUCCAAGGAAUUCUGGGCAGUGUUGGCUGUCCGACUAGCCUUUGUCAUUGUUUUCCAGAAUGUUGUGAUGCUGAUGAGCGACAUUGUGGACUGGCUAAUUCCAGAUAUCCCAAAGGACAUCAGCCUCCAGAUCUACAAGGAGAAGAUUCUAUUGGCAGACCUUUUCAUGAAAGAAGAGCAAGGCAAGGCCCAUAUCCUUGAGAGCAGGGCCUCAACAGGGGGCAAAGACAACUGCAGCAGGAGCAGCAGCAGCAACAACAACAACAACAACAACAACAACAACGGCUCACCCAUGCUCCAGACUGCACACCAGUAGCACCAAAAGCAUCUAAUGGUAGUAAAAAUGAGGUUUUGGCUCAGUCUUAGUUAGCAAGUCAAAGCUUGCUAGCAGCCUGCUCACUCAGGUUCACCUAAACUCUUAUGUUUUAGUUCUUGUUCAGGGCAUUCCAAUAACUGGGAGAGCAGCUGGCUGAUGAGGUGUGAGUAAAGUAAAAGUGGGGCCAACUAUGUUGUAGGGUUGAACAUACUGUAUCUGACUAUCUGAAUAUUUGCUCAUUGGGUAGGUAAACGGUUUUCAAUUUUAGUAUUUAAAUAUUUGAGACCCUCCACUGCUGCCACAUAGCAGUGCCAAGUGACACCUACAGUCUUGUUAGCAAAGCUCUGUGUGGAAAUCGUUUAGGUAGCAGCUUCUGCUGAUAAUUGCUUUUUCUAGUUAAAAUGACAACCAGCUGGGUCAUACCAACUGUUGCUAACUAAUGUUAACUCUGUGACUUAAAUUAAUGACAGGACGAAGUGUUAGUGGCUGUUGUCGGGUUUGUGACCUCGCUGCAGCCGGUGGACAAGCAGACAACACUCUGUUGCAUUUGUUUAUGAGGUAAAGAGGUAUUACUCUGUAACGGCACUGAAUAAUCAGAGUGAACUGAGUGCCUCUCUGUCAUUCCAACAACUCCAACAGAGUGAGAUGUUUUCACCGGUAAAACUCUCAAUCUCACAUCAAUGGUGGAAAUACAGCACAUUUUAAGUACAUGCAAAUGGUUAUGAACAUCUAUCGUCUGUUAAUCUGUUACAUUAAAUAUUAGCCAAUAACUCAUUAGCUUUUUGUUUUGUUUUUUAAAUCCAAUGUUCUGCCAGAUGGGCAAAGAGGUACUUUUAGCUGCAGGGCACGCAGCAAAUUUUCAAAUAUUAGCCCAAUUAUUACAAGAGAAUAUCCAGAACCCAAAAAGGGACAGCCCUACUAUGUUGCAGUGGGUGUCCAGAGUUUUGAAACUGUAUGACUAUAUGUAUAGAUUUGUGAAUGUGUACCAGAAUUUCUAAAUGUGUACACUCACAUUUCAGAAUGUGCAUAUACAUAAACUGUCAGGAAAGGCGUGUGAUGCUGCCGACUUUGUCAUGGGUGAACUCUAUUAAAUGGCCAGAUGAGGAUAUGUGCAACAAAACCAUCUCUUUAAUAACAGCACUAACGCUGAACAGAAAAACAAGACAAGACAGGGUGUAACAUAAAACGCACUUACGGGUUGGUAUAACAAU